ACCCUCUCUCCCUUUCUCCAACUUCUCCACCAUAACUCUACACUCCCAACCUCAAAUCUGUAAACUUUCAGAUAUUAUAUUGCAGUCAUGUCUCAAUUCCCUCCAGUCUACAUUGUGUCUGCCGUCAGGACUCCUGUCGGAUCAUUCCUGGGAUCUCUUUCGAGCUUGAGCGCAAUUCAACUCGGAAGUCUUGCCAUCAAGGCCGCUGUCGAGCGUGUCCCAGAAAUCAAGCCAGAGGAUGUUGAGGAGGUGUUCGUUGGAAAUGUCCUGUCCGCAAACCUUGGUCAGAACCCAGCCAGGCAAUGCGCCAUUGGUGCCGGCCUCUCAGAGGCCACUGUUGCCACCACCGUCAACAAGGUGUGUGCUUCAGGAACCAAGGCCAUCAUCCUUGGUGCGCAGACAAUCAUGACUGGAAACGCCGAUAUCGUCGUUGCUGGUGGUACCGAGUCCAUGUCAAACGCUCCUCACUACCUCCCAGUCCUCCGCAACGGUGCCAAGUACGGAAACCAGACCCUUGUCGACGGUGUGUUGAAGGAUGGUCUGACCGAUGCAUACGGCAAGCAAGAACACAUGGGCAUGCAGGGAGAGGAGUGUGCGCAGGACCACUCCAUUACUCGCGAGCAGCAAGACGAGUAUGCCAUCAACUCUUACCAAAAGGCACAGAAGGCCACCGAGGCCGGUCUCUUCAAGGCCGAGAUUGUCCCAGUGGAGGUUAGCGGAGGCCGUGGAAAGCCAAACGUGGUUGUUGACAAGGAUGACGAGGUCAAGAACCUCAACAUCGAGAAGCUGAAGGCCAUGCGCCCGGCUUUCCAGCCAAACGGCGGAACCAUCACUGCCCCUAACGCGGCACCAAUCAACGAUGGUGCAUCCGCACUUGUGCUUAUGAGCGAGGCCAAGGUUAAGGAGCUGGGACUUAAGCCCCUGGCAAAGAUUCUUGGCUGGGCCGACGCAGCGCAAAAGCCAAGCAAGUUCACCACUGCUCCAGCUCUCGCUAUUCCAAAGGCCAUCAAGCACGCUGGCAUCGACGCAUCCCAGGUUGAUGCUUAUGAGAUCAACGAGGCCUUCUCUGUUGUCGCCCUUGCCAACAUGAAGAUUCUCGGACUCGACGCCGCCAAGGUUAACAUCAACGGUGGAUCCGUUGCUAUUGGACACCCAUUGGGAUGCUCCGGAGCAAGAAUCGUCACCACCCUCAUCCAUGUUCUCAAGGAGCAGAAGGGCAAGAUCGGCGUUGUUGGCAUCUGCAAUGGUGGUGGCGGAGCAUCCGCAAUGGUCAUCGAGCUCGUUUAAAUGGAGCUUUGUCAGACUCAAAAAGAGGUUGGCGACGCGCAAGCUUGCCUAGAUGCAUGUCAGGAGGUUGAGUAUGUUUCAAAAGUAGCGCACAAUUAGAAGCAGUAUUCAAAUUUAAUGAUUAAUAAACACAACUUGACCG
Pseudogymnoascus verrucosus is the source of this 1429-nucleotide messenger RNA. RefSeq names its product erg10, acetyl-CoA C-acetyltransferase (gene ERG10). Gene Ontology annotation, molecular function: acetyl-CoA C-acetyltransferase activity. The record is from RefSeq and is a predicted model, not a curated record. The transcript is spliced from 3 exons. Gene Ontology annotation, biological process: ergosterol biosynthetic process; fatty acid beta-oxidation. NCBI's taxonomy places the organism in Eukaryota, Fungi, Ascomycota, Leotiomycetes, Thelebolales, Thelebolaceae. Bases 88 to 1287 code for a protein of 399 amino acids.